CUGCAAGUUCCUGGCCAGCUCAGCCCCAGAUUGCCGUGACUGUUUGGUGGAUCCAGCAUGGAGAGAGGAAUUGGCUGAGGAAGGGUCCGUAGACCAUCUGAAUGGAUCUCAUGCUACACUUCUGAUGAAGCAAGCCUGGCCACAGACCUCCUCCUCCUGUGCCACAGAGGGCACCUUCCACCUCCCAGUGGACACUGGGACCGAGAACAGAACCUAUCAGGCUUCUUCUGCAGCAUUCAGGUACACUGCGGGGACUCCCUACAAGGUCCCACCAACCCAGAGCAACAACGCGCCUCCUCCCUACUCUCCGUCUCCAAAUCCGUACCAAACUGCUAUGUACCCCAUCAGAAGUGCCUACCCACAGCAGAACCUGUACACCCAGGGAGCUUAUUACACCCAGCCAGUGUACGCGGCACAGCCCCACGUUAUCCAUCACACCACUGUGGUUCAGCCCAACAGCAUCCCGUCGGCCAUCUACCCGGCCCCCGUCGCUGCGCCCCGGACCAACGGCGUGGCCAUGGGGAUGGUCGCUGGUACCACCAUGGCCAUGUCAGCAGGAACCUUGUUGACCACCCCACAACACACUGCCAUCGGAGCACAUCCAGUUUCUGUGCCAACGUACCGGGCUCAAGGAACCCCCACCUACAGCUACGUACCGCCGCACUGGUAAACCCACUGGCCAAGUCAUAUCCGAAGUCAAACAUUGUAUGCAACUACACAAGUCUUACAUCGGGGCUGCAGCCGCUGGACUGCAGCACCUCGUCUGUUUGCAAGAACAAAAGAAAAAAGUGCAAGGGUCACUUUAUGCAUUCUUUAGUGGUUUUUGUAAAAGCUGCUUUUUUCUAAUCUUCUGCCUCUUUAUUUUCCUUCCCUCCUCCCUCUCCCCGACCCACAUCAGUCGUGUAACACAUACUGACACUGAGCAAUAGUAAAGUUCUCUCUUCGGUCCUAUCGUUUUACAGCUCAGCAUAUUCACUUUUCAGCAUUGCCCAGUCGAGUGGUGCAAAGAGAUCCCCACUUCUUGUUCGUUUGGGUUCUUCUCAUCCUUUUUUAUUAUUGUUAUUUUUGUUGUUGUUGUUGUUGACAAGAGCCUAGGUUUCCUUUGACUAGUAAGAGUGGUUGAUGUUCAGGGUACUAUGUGAAAAGCACAGCGCUGGUAGGCAGGCUUAUUCCAAUUUGGUUUGGGUAUUUUUAGUUGGGUAACAUAAAUUAUUUAAUCUUCCUUAACGUAUUACAGGAAAAUUGGUGUCUUCCAGAUAGCUGUCGUGAUAGAUGAUGAUGCAUUAUCUGCAGUGAAAUGCUGAACUCAUCCCUUAUUUGUAGGAGUAAGAGAAUAUAACUAGCGACGUAACACGCUUGUUUUAGGAAGUAGGAGGACUGUUCACCAUUGGGUCUGCUUUUCAAAACUGGGCAGAGGCAUUUGGUGCAAGGGGAAUCGAGGGGCAGCGAUGCCUUUGGGAAGCUGGGAUGCUGUGUGCUGGCCGUGUCCCAGCACGGGCAGCUCUUUCCUGGCCACUGCUCGUGGGCAGAGGUGUGCAGGGAUGCUGUGGGGUGGGAGAAGAGAGAUUUCCAGGCUGGAGAGGCUCUACAGAGCCUGGGGAUUUGGGAAAGGAGGUUGGAUGGAGAGGAGCCUUCGUGGAGGUUGAGGUGCUCCCAUUCGUUGGGCUGUUUGGAUUGGGGUCAGCAAAGGAGCCCAAAUCCUGGCAUUGUGGAGACAGCUGGUUGGGCUGGGAGAUAGUAGGGGUAAGGAGCAGCAAUAGCAAUAAAGUAAUCUUCUGCAUCCAGAGGCAACGUGAGGCUGUUCCUGGGUCCUCUGGGGUGUCCCAGUCAAACAGGCAGCACUUGCAGGCAGCUGGAGCUACUUUUCAAUUCUUACCCCUAAACACAGCAUAGAAACAAAAGUUCUUCUUCUUUUUUUUUUUUUUCCUAAGAGAAAAAUGCAAUCAUCGUCGUGUGUUGCUUUUUGAUGGUUUUCCCUCCACGUGCCAAAGGAGCUCCAUCCAUCCAUCCAUCCUUGCGAGUGGUCCCAAGGAGCCAUCCCAGAGCCUUGCAAGGAAUUGGAUCCUUCUCGAUGGGAAUCAGUCCAAUAAGGAGAGAAACCUCUGUAGGGACCCCAAAGGACUGGGGGCUGCUGGUUGUCAGGUCAGUGGGGGGGCAGUUGGUUGCUUCUUCUGCUCUUAAUGGAAACCCAGGCAAGCUCCAAUUGCCCUCGGUCAGAGGACAGAAAGGACACAAAGUGGUGAAGCCUGAACGCCAGCGCUGUGGGUGGAGGAGGUCAUGAGGGUUUCCACCACGUGGUUUCAUUGUGUUGCACUUUCAUUUUGUAUAAAACGGAGAAAAAAAAAAAGAAAAAAAAAAAAGAAGAAAAAAAAACAAAAGUUAAAAAAAAAAAAAAAAGAGGUAAUUAAUCACAGUGUUGCCCCCUGUUUAGCUUUGGAAAGCCUCCCUGCCUAUAGGCUCAGCACUUAAAGGGAAGGGGGACGUUUGGAAGUAGGGAAACCACAUUGUCCUCUGUAACAGGUUGCAAUUAAACAUGGGCAAAAAAACCAAACAGACAAAAAAAACCAACCCACCAUUAUCACAAAUCACAGGAACCGAAGAGCUCUCAAAUACUAUUUUUUUUUUUAAAUUGUUUUGGCUCUCACAAUAUUGUUGACUUAGUGUUGGAAUUGCCCGUGGAUCAGGAGCUGUCUGUCGGUGCUGGAACGCGUUGUUGUGAUGGAGGAAGGUCCUUAGUGAAUUAACAGCACUGCAGUGAGUCCCAACACUGCCCUGAGGCUGCUCAGCCAUCCCUGCACUGGGAGGAGCUGUCUGAAUUCUCAGCCUUGGCCAGGAAGAUGCGGGGUGCGCUGCUGAAAGGGGAGAAAAGGCUGAGUUUGAGGGGUGAAGUGCCGUUCACGGCACAGAGGAACCCCCAGAUGGACACGGCCUCCUCCUCACUGUGUUUUUUUAAAGGCAUUUUGGAGUUCCCCCUAAUCAAAGCUCUGAAUUUCAGGCUUGGUCUGAAAAUGACAGAUUUUUCAUCAAAACAGGCUGAGGCUAUAAAGUUAGAAGGGAAAAGGGAAAACCCCUCCAUCUGUUACCACAGACGAGACCUGACGAGGGUCAGGUGGCUUUAUUUUGAUCCCUCUGCUUGGAUCAGUGGCAGAUUUCGUCAAUCUUCCCCAUUGUGCUUGGGUAGAAAUACCCAGUGGCGCCGUCACGGCGUGAGGAGGCGAACCUUGUUGUGGUGAGCCUAUCUUGGGACUUGGGCCGACCCUGGGGGGCUUGGGAAGCCCUCUGGGGAGAUAUUCGAUCCCCUUUCAGGGUGGUUUCCCCAGUGGAAUUUGUUUGGGAAGGAGCAGGUUGGGAAGUCAACCCAUGAUGGGGUAGAGCGCGGUGCGAGUGCAGGACCAAGGGGUGAGUAGGCAAUGGUUGUGCUGUGAGCAGCUCCAUCCAGUUCCCACCCUGGGACAGAGUUCUCCAACCCCAACUCAUCUCAUUUCAUGAUGGCAAGGUGGGCUUUUGGAGCGUGGGGUGAUGGAUUUGGGGUGGAAUGGGAUUUCCAUUGCUAAACCUUGACCUCUUGGCACCUUUAGGACCAUCUGGGAGGGACGGAGUUGUGGGAUUGUAGAGUGGGUUGAAGCCGGGGUCAACUCUGUGGGUAAGGUUUGCUCCUGGAGGCGCUGCCUCUUUCUCUGUUGACAUUCCUCAUGGUGAGAUAAAGGAACCCAGCAGGACUCUGUCACUCUGCUGUCCCGACUGCUGGGGUGCCAAAGCUCCCUGGGUUGACACCACUGGGGACACCCAAGCAUCACACGCUGCAGUUGGGUUGGUGAUGGUGAAGGUUGGUGAGCAGGAAGAAAAGGGAUUUCCCUCACUGGGGGGGACAGGGCUACGCUCUAUGCCAGAGCAAGGUUAGGAUGUCCCAGGGGGUGAUGGAGGCCAAGCAAAACUCCAGGAAGAGGAGGGGGAAAGUGUUAAGAAAAUUGUUAUCAAACCACAGCUGUGGCCGUUGCCUGAUCCCACCUCCGACUUCUGCACCACAACGCACUGCAGUGCAGGACUCAAAGCCUGUGCUGCCCCAGCCCCACGCAAAGCCCGGAGCUCCCGGCUCUGAUGGGCAGCAGCAACCCUGUAAAGCUUCUUUGCAGCUUGGGUGUGUAAUUGAAGCACUUUUUACCGUGUUACGUAAAGUUGUUUUGUUUUGUUUUGUUUUUUCCCCUUGGUUUGGUGACAAAUGUUUGCUAUUCUUGAGGAGCGUGGUAGGCAUAAAGUGGUCCCCAGUGGGGCCGGGAAGUGAGGGCAUACCAAGAAACUCCUCCCAUAUGGGGGUUUGCGUUCAGUGCUCAAAUCCAACCAGCCAAAGACAGCAAUAAGAGCCGUUGUGUCCUCUUAAGUCCUCUUCUCAGUUUUAUUUGGUCAAACGGUCAAUAUUUUCAGUCCAAGUGAGGGCUGCGGUUCCUUCUGCCUCUGUCACCCUGAUGUCCUCCCCAUGGCUUUAACCCGUGGCAGUUUGCUUUCCAUCUCUUUCUUUUCCCUUUGGCUGUUGGCUCCCCAUGGCCCCGACGCGCUGUUGCUCUGCUAUAGGGAAAUAUAGGGCAGAAAGCCUGGAAGGAAGGGAGGAAGGAGAGCUGUGGCAAGGAGUCACCAUUUGGCACUUACAGAGUCACCAGCAAUCAGGUGAUAAUGGAUUUUCUGGAGUGUCUGGAAAAAAAGAAUAGCAAAAGAUGUCAUCUGAUGGCAGCUUUCCCCAACUGGAUGCAAUGAGUUUGUAGGAAAAUGCCCAACGCGACGCCUCAGCAUUGCAUCCUUGGGAUGGAGCUGCAAGGCUGCAACCAUUGGGAGACAUAGCGAGGGAGGGGAAAAAGGGCACGAGGGGGCACCCCAAAACUGCCCCCCCAAAACCACAGAGCCUCCUCGUGCCCUAGCACCAAGCAGAGCAAACCCCCAUCCAUCUUUCUGUCUCAUUUCUUGGCCCGUUCUGACCGACGGGACAGCUGGGAUCCGCUCGUUUUUAAACAGCAUUGGAACUCUUUAAGCAAAAAUAUAUAUACAUAUUAAAAAAAAUAGGUAAAUACAAAAAAAAAAAAAAAAAGAAAAAAAAAAAGAAAAAAAAAAGUAAACACGUCUUCCAAGUCUCCACGGUGUGUAGGGAACAUGGCCUCGAACUGACACGUUGGGAAGCCCCGCAGCCGCGGCUUGUGACUAUGAAGUGUAAAUCUGGGUUUUCUCAUUUGUUUUCCGUUCCGUUUUCCGUUCUGAAGAUCAGCUCUUGAUCUCCCUGACAGAUUUCAGCCAAGAGUUUGUAACUGUACGAUAUUUACUGUAAGAUGUAGAACAUUCGAUAACUAUUAAAAUGUUUCCAGAAAAAAAAAAAAAAAAGG
Messenger RNA from Lagopus leucura (white-tailed ptarmigan), 5366 nucleotides. RefSeq names its product protein FAM168A-like. The transcript is spliced from 6 exons. The record is from RefSeq and is a predicted model, not a curated record. Gene Ontology annotation, biological process: positive regulation of base-excision repair. NCBI's taxonomy places the organism in Eukaryota, Metazoa, Chordata, Aves, Galliformes, Phasianidae. The annotation marks the transcript as partial.